CCGGUGUUUACAAAUCAGCAGUAAGCAUCGAGUGAAGCAGCCUGAGAGCGGAGUUUGUGGACUGUUUCUACCUGCCUCGUUUAUUUGACUUUCCCCUUCAUUUCGUGCACUUUUCUAUCAAACGUUAGCCAGUCCUCUACAUGAAGACCGGGCGCUUGUUGGCGUCCAGGGGCGAAUCUAGUUAAUCUAUCUGACCGCGCGAGCUCAGCCUUCAGUCUCCCUUUGAGAAAUAAAAGAGACAUACAGCUAAAGGAGAAUGAGAUGUCAUCCGACGAGGAGAGCAGUGGAGCAUGGAGGGAGGAGAGAAGUAUCGAGGCUUUAACGUGAGGUGCUGCACUUUCUACAACUGACCUCCAUGGAAAUCCGAAGGUAACUAGCAGAGUUACAACCUGUCAGUGCUAGCAGUUAGCUUUACUGGCUAGCUGUGUCCGGAUGAUCAGCUAACCGUCGUCUUGGAAGGCUCGUCCAGCCGGUUGGGACAGAGGUAGCAGCUGAAGAAACAGCUGCUAGCCACCAGAAGGUUUGUGCUAACAGCUAGCCAUCAGUGGUCUGGUGCUGGGGGCAAGCUGGUAGCUGCCUAGGGCUAGCAGAGGGAGAGCGUGGGCUUUUUCGCAGCAGUUUGAGCGCAGUCAGCGCGAAUGGGACACGGCAGCGUUCGCAGGCGGCCUGGAUGGGAGAAGGAGUGAGCAUGGACAACCUUUCUGAAUUUGGUGGGCUUUGUCCGUCCAGCCGGAGGGAAUGGGAAACCAGCAGCUGUGUGGACGACUUGAUGGACGAAGAUGAAAAAGACAGAGCUAAAAGAGCGUCCCGUAAUAAGUCGGAGAAGAAGCGGAGAGACCAGUUCAAUGUGCUCAUUAAAGAGUUGUGCACCAUGCUGCAGGGGCAGGGCCACCCCCGCAAAAUGGACAAAUCCACCAUCCUCCAGAGGACCAUCGACUUUCUGCAGAAACAGAAAGAGAUCACAGCGCAGACGGAGUCGUGUGAGAUCCGGCAGGACUGGAAGCCUUCGUUCCUCAGCAAUGAGGAAUUUACCCAGUUAAUGCUGGAGGCAUUGGAUGGUUUCCUAAUUGCACUUACCACUGAUGGGAACAUCAUCUAUGUAUCCGACAGCGUCUCUUCUCUGAUUGGCCAUUUACCAUCAGACAUGGUGGACCAAAACAUCCUGAACUUUCUGCCCGAGCGUGAGCAUGCGGAGGUCUACAAACUGCUGUCCACGCACCUGCUAAUGACUGACCCCAUCAAUUCUGACUACCUGGAGAGCAAUGAGACUCAUGUGGAGUUCUGCUGUCAUUUGAUGAGGGGAAACAUUGAUCCGAAGGAGCCGCCCACUUAUGAGUAUGUCAAAUUCGUUGGAGAUUUCAAGUUUCACAACAGUGUGCCUACGUCGUCUUGUAACGGGUAUGAGCUGGUCUUUCCGCGUACGCUUCAGGCCUCUCUGGAGGAGCAGGUGUGUUUGGUGGCAACGGUCAGGCUGGUCACUCCACAGUUCCUCAAGGACUUGUGUAAUGUGGAAGAUCCAUGUGAUGAAUUUACAUCAAGACACAGUCUGGAGUGGAAAUUCCUCUUCUUAGACCACAGAGCCUCUCCAAUCAUCGGGUACCUGCCGUUUGAGGUUUUAGGGACGUCUGGAUAUGAUUAUUAUCACGUGGAUGAUCUGGAGCUGAUCGCUCAGUGCCACAAACAGCUGAUGCAGUGUGGGAAGGGGAAGUCGUGUUAUUAUCGUUUCCUAACUAAAGGCCAGCAGUGGAUUUGGCUGCAGACACACUACUACAUCACCUACCACCAGUGGAACUCCAAACCAGAGUUCAUCGUCUGCACACACACUGUGGUCAGUUAUGCUGAGGUCAGGGCAGAGAGAAGGAGAGAGUAUGGACUGGAGGAAACCUCUGCUGAAAUAGCCACCACUUCAGUAAAGGGUCAGGAGGUCUAUCUGGACAUGUGUGCUCCUAUGGACGCGUCACGGGACAGAAUCAGUGGAGCACGCUCAGCCUCUUCACACAGCUCACGCAAAUCGUCUCACACCGCACUGUCUGAUUCAGCAUCAAACUCUUCUGUCCGCUAUAAAGAAACCUGCACAUCGUCACGACAGUCUGCAUCUAUAGGACCCGAGAGUUCCAGCAGGUUAUCACACAGCGGUUCAAAGAGCCUGAUUCAGAGACGAGCCUCUGAGCCCCUUCCCCCUUCCCCUUCCUGUACUCAGCCCCCAGUAAUGGCUUCUGCGCAGCACCAGGCAGUGUGUGGAGGUUUCCAGCAGCCUCAGCUGGGAGUGAUGCACCAGCUGAAGGAGCAGCUGGAGGAGAGAACCCGAAUACUGCAGGCUGACAUCAAAACACAGCAGCAGGAGCUGCAUGACAUUAAAGAGAAACUACAGCUUGCCAACCUGCAGAUGUUGCUGCAGCAGCCGAUCCACAGUGACUUCCCAUCCCCGUCUCAACAGCAGCAGCAGCAGCAGCAACAGCAGCAGCAGCAGUCUUCAGGCCAGUCAGCUCAAAACAGCCAAUCAGGAGUCAUCCGCCACAACAGCAGCAGUCACACACACUCUCACACACACCCCAAACCCCAGCACUGCGCUCCACAUGCAGCCUCAUCACACACACUGCUCCGAGAGCAGCCCAGCAGCUCCACCACACAGCAGAGGCUGGUUCGGAGCACUCCGAUGCAGACGGUCAGUGUUCCGGUGCAGACACACACCAGUCUGACCAUGCCUCUCUACAGCAACCCUAUGAUGUUCUCCCCAAACCAUGGAUACCGCACCGUCCCAGACACACACGCUCACACACAUCGGCACACUGAAGCAGACAACAACCCUGAAGGACAGCUACGGAUGCUGUUAAAUCAGCCAGUGCAGACUCUGGUCCCGGACAGCAGUGGAGCUCAGGUGUCUCAGUGUAGCUCCACCAUUCAACAAACCAAAUAUCUGGACCAGCAGAUGAUGACCCCUUCCUUUCCAGUUCAGCAGGUCAACUGCAACGCUGUGCUAGUCCCCUCUCCUGUUUUUACUUCACCAAUUAUGAUCCCUCAUAACAGCUUCAUAACUCCUAGGGCUCCACCCGCCUACACACCCCACCCUCAGAGUACACAGCACGGCCUCCAGAUCCAGCAGCCUCAGCAGUUCUUUCAGAUGCAGCCACAGGGUCUUAUCCACAGUGGUCCCACUCAGGCCUUCUUCCACACCACCAAUGUCCCGCCACAAAGUACUGUGGGAUACAUACAGCAGCAACAGCCUCAGCAGCAGCAACAGCCACAGCACCUUCAUUCCCAGCCUCCAGACUACAGGAACAUGUUGCCACGGUAACACUGGGGCAGGAGCAGAGAGGCUGCUGGGAUAGCGUUGUGGAGCACCAGGGCUCCACAGCAAGAGAGAAAGGGAUGAUGGGAAGGCUCUAGAGCGAUGUUUCGCCACCAAGCCUAAAACACCACGUAAAAGCCAAAGUCCCUCUGUUCCCAUGGCUCGGCACGUCAGCUGCUGCACGUUCUGCACGAGUUGAGAGGCUCCUCCUCCACCCCCUGAAACUGCAAGUGAAGAAUGCAGGGUUGAGUGAGGGGAGCUAGCCUUGGGGACGGAGUUAAGAGGCCAUUCGUGGAGCCCAGGUGUCACGGAGAAGCCCUGCUUCGUGUGACCAUCCCCCUCCCCCCACACUGUUGUCAGAGGUCAUGUGACUGGCAUAUUGGAGAGUAAAUUCUCUAGAUGAUUUGGGAAGAUAAAAAUCUACAAAUGUAAAACUAAUUGAGAAAUUCUACAAAUAAAAAAGUAUAAACACGAUGCUUUUGUAAAAGCAAAACUGAAAGUUUCACUGCAGGUACAUCAGAAAACAUGGGUUUGUGUUGUUUUCUUGUCUUGUCAUGUUUUUUUUUUGUUUUGUUUUGUUUUUUCCUUCUCUGCACUGUAUUGUUACAGAAGUUUUGCAUCGUCUGCUCUACGCUGACCGAUAUUAUGCACAAAGUGACACAGAAUCAAAUAGUGAACUACCUAGGGUGAAGUGGGCUCUGAAGCAAAGGCAGGUAGUGCUUCUUUCUGAUUCAGUAUGGCAUUAAUUAUGAAAUAAAUAGGACUGGCCUAGAUUAACUUAAUACUUAAGUAUUCACUCAAGUACAUACACUGAGUCUAAACAUGUAAUUAAACUCAAAUAUUUAUAAUGGUAGAGGUGGUUUUCAGAACGACCCUUCAGAUACUCAUUCUGUAAUACCAUGGCAUAUUCCAACCUUGUGAAAGUCUUGUUGGGCCAGCUCUAGAGAGCACAGUUUGUAAUAAAAACCUGACAAAAUAUACAUAGCUAGGAAAGCCACAGUUUCUCCGUAUGCCCAUGUUUCCUAUCGCCCCUUAACAAGGCUUUUUUUGUCAGUUAGCAUUUUGUAGGGAAAAAAUGAAUUGAAUUCACUUUAUGAAUGAUUUGUGCUCCUCUCACCCAUUAGAAAGAAUGCAGGGAACCUACUUUUGAAAUAAUGUGGGCGGUACCAGCCACUCUGACUAAACCACACUCAAAUCUGACUAAUCCCAAACAGACGGACCGGCCCACACAAUCAGCGCCUCGUUGACCCACAGUUAUUAAAUACAUAUUCUCAAUUUAAUCCAUCAUCAUCACAUUGACUCCCUGUCAGAACACACAUGCCUGAAAAGAAACUUGAAUAUUGUACUGUAGUUGUAAGAGUGUAAAUUAGUCAAAAAACUAGCACAACAAAUCUAGGGUAUUAGGGUAUUAGUGCAUACUGACACAUAGCUCUUUCAUUUUUUAUUUUAAUGCUUUUUGUUUGCACCCAAAAUCAACCCAGUUGUUCUUAAAGAUGUGCUAUUGUUUUUAUCCACAUAACUUUGUUAAAGUUUUGUUUCAGAUCAAGCACACGUACCUUCUCAUCAAUAAGCUGUAUGAAGGUUUACAUACCGUCACUCUUGGGACAAAACCUUGUUCAUUUUUGCAUACUGGUAAUUGCAAAACAAAGUUAUCUUUUACAAUGUCCAAAUAUUUCAGAAUAAUUAUAUAGGAAAGGUCCAGAAUUAUUUGGAGAACAGUCUUGUUACAUUUUUUAAUCUUCUAGAAUGAGGUUUUUGUUCAAAAGUGAUGAUAUCUAAGUUGUACAGCCGGAAUGGCCUCAAAUCUCUGAGUUAAUAGGAAUAAUUCACCCCUACAACUCUGAAAAAAAUGACUAGAAUUAUAGAAUGGAUUGGGUAACACUAGCACAGUUUUAGACAAUAAUAGCAUUAUGUUUUGCCACAAUAGUGAUGUUAAGUAUUCACACUGGUUACUCAAGUGGUCCACUUUGUAAGUAAUUCUAUCUUAUGAAACUUUUUAAAAUGUUAAUAGGAAAAGGGGAUGUUUCUCAGGUUAUGUAUGAAAACAGUACUGUCAGUAUUAGCCCGGAGCAGGAUAGUGAUGGUGGAAAAUCACUUUGAUUUGUUCCCUGAUUCAGAAAUUACAGUUAAUAUGACUUCAUCUUAUUUGGGUGAUGCUUUUAGCCGAUGGUUAUCUAAAUGGAAAAAGAAAGAUAUGAGUUGGAAUUAACAUGUUUGUGUGUGUGUGUGUGUGUUUAUAUGUGACUGUGUGUGUCUGUGAUAAAAAAAAAAAAUAUGUAGGAUUAUCUAGGUGUACUGUAUCAGAACAAAGCAAUGAGAUGGAAGCUAAAUGAGGUAUUUAUGUAAAAAUGACAAUCUGACCAUGUUCCAAAGGGCUUUAGAAAUGGACCCAAGUUCUCUAGCGUUUUUUUGUGUUUUAGAAACACACCCACGCCUCUCCUAAAGAAGAUGAUGCUCUUCAUCAGACUGAAUCUGUUAGCAUCUAUGUAAGCACUUUGUUUUUUGGGAAUUUAUGAUUAGAUGUGUACAGACAUUUGGAGCUCAGAAAAAUGAUUUGUUGCUGUCAUAUCAAAACCUUGUAUCUUUUAUUUUUUCAGUCCACCGUUUGAAAAAGCCAGCUGUCAUUUUGAUCUUGUAAACAUUUCACAAUGAACGGGCCAAUUAAAAUGGCCCCACAUUUUUUACAUUAACUUCUAUUGUAAGUGUCUAUCAUAUUUUUUGAGGUUUACAAAGUUGAAGAUACAAAGUUUUCUUACAACAGAAACAACAUUUUAUGCUCUUUUUUAGUCACCUUCACCACUUUCUUUUCUUCCCAUUCUUUUGAAAACGGUCAAAAUUGUGACAGAACAAGAUUGAUUGUGUUCUGCAUUUGUGCUCCAGAACAAUAAUGCAAAAAAAGAGAGACCCUCAACAGUCCAAAGUCUCAAUAUACCUAUUUUCUUUUCUUAAUAUAUUUUUUCUUUGUUUUCUAUUCUAAAAUGGCACACAUACAAGAACAUUUAGUGCUGCUUAUUUCUAUUUAAAGAGGACAGAAACGCUAAAAACACUGAGAUUGAAGUUUGUUGGAAGCGUACAGGCCCUUUUUUUUGAUGUGCAAUGUCAGUUUUGAAAAAGAGAAUGUUUAAUUUAUAUAUUUGAGAUUUUUUGUGUGCAUGUGUGUCUUCUCUAGUUUUUCUCUUCUUGUAUGAGAGAGGGGUAAGCAGUAGUGUAAAUUACAGCAGAAAGUAUUUUUAUAUGAAAAUUUCUCAGACAUUCCUUUAGUCAUUGGCAGCAGUGUGUAGAAAAUAAUGACACGCUCAGGUUUCUAUGCGUUUUUUUUUUUUAAUAUAACUUUAUUUUUCCUUUCACUGUUUUUUUUUUAAAACAUUCACAUUUACAUUAUGUUUUCAUCAAGCUUAUAAUAACAAUCUUAAGCGCAACACAUACAGGCCAGAGAAAUAAGCACUCCUGAGCUUUCACCCUAAACCUGUAAAAUCCUAAGCCAUUACACAGCAUAAAACAUGCUCAUUUGGUCCUGUGAUUUUCAUCUUUCACGUCUAAGUAUUUAAGUAUACUAAUACCUGUCUUUAGUAAUCUGCUAAAGAAUCUGCUGCUUUCAACUUAAAUUCAUAUAGAGUCAUAUAGAUUUCCUGGACAUGUAUUAAACCUAUUUGUAGUUUACAUUUUCUUUUUAAUGGAAAAUGCUGUGUAGUCUUUUAAUCCUGGGAAACUGCCCCAUAUCAUGAUCUGGGCAUUUGGAACCGAGAAUCACAAUCCAGAAACUCCUGAAGGAAUUCACCAAUUCACUUAAUAAUUUGUUAUCUUCUAGAAACACAAUUUAGAACAACUCAAUACUCAAACCAAUGUUCUGCCUAAAAAAUAAAAAGGCUAACAUUGAACAGAAGCUAGCAGGGAUUAGCUUGUCUUGAGCUCUGUGCUUUGUUAGCCUCCAUUCACUGUUAGCAUAUGUGCAGAAUCAGACAUGGCUCUGAAUCAGAUGCACAGAAUCAGAAAUGACUCUCAGGGCUAAUUACAGACAGACGUGGAAUAUGUUAAUGAUAACUAAUGUUGCUAACUAAUGUUAGGUUAGAUUACACUUACACAUGCUGCUAUAUGCUCAGAAAUCAUGCAGAUGUGCUUAGGGUUCAUUAUUAGCUCUCAUGCUUGCUCUGAGAAAUUAGUUUGGUGUAAAACUGACCACAUGAAUGUAUGUGGUGAAGGCUAUCAUUAGCUCAUGAGUGUAAAACUCUAAUGAGUAUGUGGUAUUACAGCUAACUGUGCUAAAGUGGUUCUUUUCACUAAAGCAGAAAAAUUAAGAAAACAUGUAUUCCAGCAUUUUUAACCAACUGUGCAACUGCUGCUUCUUUAGCAUGUAGUCAAUUACCAUGAAGUUGUUUCAGCACACUACCUGUUGCCAAGAAAACAGAAAGCCUAUUGAUUCUUACCUAAAACAAAGUAUGGUAAAUGAGGUCAAAUUAUUAUUAUUCCCAAAUAUUCUCUUCAGAUUCUUCGGUUGUGUGUUUUGCUAAUUGCUCUUGUGUUCAGUGGUUGGGUUUGUUGAGGUAGAUAAAAUGGUACUUUCUGUGAUUUGCUUUUUUCAGUUUAAUUUCUCUUUUCUGCUCAAGUUAAUUUAUUGUGAUAUGGCUUCUCCUGUAUCUUCUUUUCUUUUUUAUCGUAACUGACUUAAGUUGAGUGUCAAUGUGAAGUCAUCAUGCCCAUAUUAGGAAUUCCAGGUCUAAGGUAUUUUUUUUUCUACUGGAAAAAAUGUCAUUUUUAAAAAUCUCAUUCUGUUUCAAGUGCAAAAUGUUCGGAAUGUUUCCACUGGAUCCUCUGAAUUACAGGGAAAAUACAAGUCAAAAUAUGAAUGUUGCUACAUCCAUGCUGCAAGCUUCUAACCCGCUUGUGCACUAAAAUUAUAUCAGAGAUUACAAAUCUAAAUGUAAUAAAUCAAAAUAUGUGAAUCUACAUAUAUUACCUUCACCACUUUUUUGUUAGUAUACAAAAUAAUAUUACAUACUAUGUACCCAAAACCUAGUUACUGCUACUGUUACUAGUUACUAUAAGUACGCAAUUUUGAGACACCCUUUGUAACAAUAGUGGAAUCCUUUUUGGUGCUAUAUUUUGGGCUUUUAUGAUUCUGUACUAGAGCCCUAUUUUGUGAGCUUGUAUAAAACAAUUGGCAAAGCUUGCUGUUUUGUUUGAGAUAUUUUUUCUGAGGUAAGUCCUAGCAGGUCAGCUCAGUGAGCAGCAGUGUAAAGCUUGGCUUAUCAAAACUAAUAUUGGGAUGCAGGUAGAAAAAAUACAAUCAAUAUUUGUUUCCCACAGUGUGAUAUAGCAGACAUAGAUGUUUUCCAGUAAUUAAACAUUGCUCAGAUCUGGAACUUCUUAUAUGAGACUUAACUACACAAUGACACAUAGAUCUCUCUCUCUCUCCCUGUUGGUCCACUGUGGGCUUUUUUGUCUCUGUAUAAGUCAGUUGUUCUGGUGGGCCUGUCAGAUUUUAUUAUGUGUGUGUGUUCAUAUGUAUGUGUGUUACUUGGUCAUGUGUUAGCACUAAAGUGCGCAGUGGCGGGUUGAUCAAUGCGUUUGAUGAAAAGUAACUGCUCCUGGUGCAAAAAUGGCCAUUUCUCCUAAUAUGGUGCAGAAUGCACUCUGAACAUGUUGUAAUAUAGAAUGUACAAAAUGUUUAGAAUAUAUAUAUAUAUAUAUAUACAUAUAUAUAUUUAUAUAUAUUUAUAUAUAUAUAUAAAUAUAUAUAUAUAUAUAGUUGUUUAUUUUAUAAAAUCUCAAAUAGAUUGAAAUACAUUUAUAUACGUUGUUUGAUUUUAAAAAAAAAGUAAAAGAAAACAGAAGUAUUUUGUAACAGAAUAAUUAUUGAAGUGUCUUAUCGGGGGGAGGUGGAAGCUUUCUAUUCUUUAUUUCAGCAGGGUGGUAUUGCACAGUCUAUUAUAUUGUACGGCUUGUUUUUCCCUGUAUAUACCAUUGAAAUAAGCUUUAACAUAUUGUUAAUAUUGUUUUAAAAGAAAUUAAUAAAAAAAAAAGUUUACAUUCUGAAACAGCUUGGAUAUUAAUUGUCAUAGUGAGAUUGAAUUAUUUUUAUUCGAUCUGAAUAAUGUGGUAUAAAAAUAAAUAUUUUUUAAAAUCA
This is a messenger RNA of Astyanax mexicanus (Mexican tetra), 9413 nucleotides long. It is a transcript of the gene npas2, whose product is annotated as neuronal PAS domain protein 2. Lineage: Eukaryota; Metazoa; Chordata; Actinopteri; Characiformes; Acestrorhamphidae. Gene Ontology annotation, molecular function: protein dimerization activity; DNA-binding transcription factor activity, RNA polymerase II-specific; RNA polymerase II cis-regulatory region sequence-specific DNA binding. The coding region runs from base 671 to 3295 and encodes 874 amino acids. Gene Ontology annotation, cellular component: cytoplasm; nucleus; CLOCK-BMAL transcription complex. The transcript has 22 exons. The record is from RefSeq and is a predicted model, not a curated record. Gene Ontology annotation, biological process: circadian regulation of gene expression; regulation of transcription by RNA polymerase II.